UAAAAGGAAAACGUUACUUCAUUGGAGAAGAAACAACAUCCUCUCUCUCUCUCUCCCUCUCUCUCUCUCUCGCCACAGAUGAAGAAUUACAAGCAGCAACAAGGCUCACCGCCAUCAAAUACAAAGCUCUUCAAUGCGCAAAUGCAUCUCCAAAACCUUGUCUUUUAUUUUCUUCUCUUUUGCUCCGGUUUAGCCCUUGGAUUAACACUAAGUUUCUAUCUUAGAGAUUUCUCCUUCAACUUCCAACUCAACCAACUUCUUGAUCUUCCGACGAGUACUGCCCCGCCGAAGCUAUCUCCCCCUCCUAAUUCGCUUCCUCCACUAAUGCACAUUACCGAGAAGAAUCUCACCCGAGCGGGGUCUCCUCCUCCUCCUCCUUCCCUUCCAUUGCAGAUUACCAAGAAGAAUCUCAGCCGGGCCGGGUCUCCUCCUCCUCCUCCUCCUUCCCUUCCGUUGCAAAUCACCGAGAAGAAUCUCAGCCGGGCCGGGUCUCCUCCUCCUCCUCCUCCUUCCCUUCCGUUGCAAAUCACCGAGAAGAAUCUCAGCCGGGUCGGGCUAACAGAAUACUUGAAACCGCCGAAUGCUAUGCACGACAUGGAAGACGAGGAGUUGCUAUGGAGGGCUUCAAUGGUUCCUAGGAUUCGUGGAUUCCCAUUCAAGCGCACCCAAAAAGUGGCAUUCAUGUUUUUGACAAAAGGGUCGCUGUCAUUGGCUCCCCUGUGGGAGUUGUUCUUUAAAGGAUACGAAGGUCUCUAUUCCAUUUACGUGCACCCCAAUCCAUCUUUCAACGGAACAAUGCCGGAAGAUUCUGUUUUUCAUGGCCGGAGGAUCCCAAGUAAGGCAGUGAGAUGGGGAGAGUUUAGCAUGGUGGAGGCAGAGCGCCGCCUGCUGGCCAACGCGCUGCUCGACGUGUCGAACCAGCGGUUCGUCCUCCUCUCAGAGUCGUGCAUUCCUCUAUUCAAUUUCUCUACAAUCUACAACUAUCUCGUGGGCUCCAGAAAAACAUUCGUGGAGGCCUACGAUUUACCAGGCCCAGUGGGCCAAGGCCGAUACAAUCCAAGAAUGAGCCCCACAGUUAAGCUCGAGCAGUGGCGGAAAGGCUCCCAAUGGUUUGAGAUGGACCGUGAGCUCGCCACCGAGGUAAUCUCCGACCAAACAUAUUUCCCGUCGUUUGGGAAAUAUUGCGUGCCAUCGUGUUACGCCGACGAGCACUACUUGCCGACAUUCGUGAGCGUCAGGUUUUGGAGGAGGAAUUCGAACAGGACUUUGACUUGGGUUGACUGGUCAAAGGGUGGACCCCAUCCAUCAAGGUUUCUGAGGUCAGAUGUGACCGUUGAUUUUUUGAAGAGGCUGAGGCAUGGAAGCCGAUGCGAGUACAAUGGGAAGAGCACCGACAUAUGCUAUUUGUUUGCAAGGAAGUUCACGUUGCAUGCUUUGGAUAGGUUGUUGAGGUUUGCACCGAAGCUGAUGCAGUUCAAUUGAUUUUUGAUCAUUAAUUAUAGGGAUAGGUUGAUGUUCAUGAAAAAUCCAUCGUACAUACAUGCAUGAAUUGAAUGA
Messenger RNA from Alnus glutinosa, 1557 nucleotides. Its product is annotated as glycosyltransferase BC10-like. The record is from RefSeq and is a predicted model, not a curated record. Gene Ontology annotation, cellular component: membrane. Gene Ontology annotation, molecular function: glycosyltransferase activity. Lineage: Eukaryota; Viridiplantae; Streptophyta; Magnoliopsida; Fagales; Betulaceae. Bases 79 to 1482 code for a protein of 467 amino acids. The transcript is spliced from 2 exons.